AUGGCAAGCUUGUUACGAUGCCUCGUACGUCGGCUGACCAACGUGGAUCUACAAAUCAAGACUCAGAAAACCGAAUGUCGGACAGACUUCGACCAAACAGAAGUAAGUCGCGCCCUGGGAAAUAGCACAAUGGCCAUGGCCCGGAUCAUCUCCCACAAGGAACCUCCGAUGUGCACACCGGUGAUACUCGCGCUCACAGUGUUACUGAUGUCAACAGAGACGCGUUCUCCUUUAUGGAACUCGAGAGCCAGCUGUUAUGACUGUUUCGUCUUGUGGUCGUUUAGAGCGACUGUGGCCAAUGCGACAUCGUCGCAGAACAACAUCGUCAUGUCUGGACUGGCACCCCAAAGACUGAGAGACUUAAACUGUCCUCUUGACCAAAGUCCACAAAUGAAAGAAGAGCUGGAGUGCCGAUUCGCCCAAAGAAAAGACAUCUUAAAACGAGCUUGUGAUCGUGUUGGGAGCACUGUUUCGUCACGAAAAAUGUUAUUGACGCAUCCAAAUAACCAUAAAACCUCUGCAAUGUGUGUCAUACAAAAAGCUGGAAGUACUUACUGGAAGCAUGUUGAGGCUGCUUAUCAGAGUCAUACUCAGUCAAUUAUAGGAGAGGACUCCCAUAGCAAAAUAGUUAUUGGAAUAACAGAACCAAAGCUAAAUACACCACACACCCUAUUCACGUUCGUAAGAAACCCAUACACAAGAUUACUGUCGGGAUAUGUAGAUAAGAUUUUCUCAAUUAACCCUAUGUAUUGGAAAAAGGUGGGAUCUAAAGCCGCCGAGACUGUUCGCGGUAAGGAGAAUUCCAGUACAGGAAACGCAACGUGUGGCUCCGACGUUACUUUUGCGGAGUUUGUGGACUUCAUCCUUUACAGCAACGACAACAAAAUGGUUAUUGAUAGACAUUUUAAUCCUAUUUACAGACACUGCGGGUUUUGUAAUGUUGACUAUGACUAUAUAGGAAAGAUGGAGACGUUUGUGGAUGACAUGGUGUUUGUGAGUGACGCGAUGGGACUUCUGAAAUAUGACAAAUCAAGGGAGGCUAUUUUACAUUGGGGUCUAGAAGGGGUGCCAAGUAUGAUGUACACAAAUGCGUUCAAUGUGUUUACACACAGGCGGAUGCAAAUGGAAAGAUGUGGAGUGACACUUAUUGAAGGACUUCGUGUAACCUGGAAAAGAUGGCAGAUUCGAGGAAUGAUAUCUAUGGAUCUCCCAUUUCCACUGAAAGCAGAAGAUAAUCAUGUGACAUUUGAAAGAUUCAAUGAGUUAGCACAGAAGGCGCACAAUGAGUCUGAUCCUAAAGUCUUAUCGGAGGGGAAAAAGAGAGCACUCAGAGAAGCAUAUGGGUCACUGACCUAUGAGGCCAAGGUCAGACUGAGGAAGCUUUUUGAACCCGAGUUUCAGAUGUUUGAAUAUGACCCUAUGCCAGACUACGUUUAUGGAAAAUAUCGAAAUGGGGACAAAUUUAGCUUUUUUGAUAAUAAAUUCCUACGGGAUUGA
Messenger RNA from Haliotis rufescens (red abalone), 1497 nucleotides. RefSeq lists its product as uncharacterized. Gene Ontology annotation, biological process: carbohydrate biosynthetic process. Gene Ontology annotation, molecular function: sulfotransferase activity. Gene Ontology annotation, cellular component: membrane. The transcript has 4 exons. Bases 1 to 1497 code for a protein of 498 amino acids. The record is from RefSeq and is a predicted model, not a curated record. Lineage: Eukaryota; Metazoa; Mollusca; Gastropoda; Lepetellida; Haliotidae.